Angiostrongylus costaricensis is the source of this 726-nucleotide messenger RNA. The record is from the annotation of a GenBank genome assembly. Lineage: Eukaryota; Metazoa; Nematoda; Chromadorea; Rhabditida; Metastrongylidae.
UUGUUAUCGUUAAUCAAAAUUUUCUCAGGUACGCUUGUCUACUACGAUGAUGAGCCAUGGAUUGAUACUUCCACAAAAUUCUCCAAAUAUCGAGAACAAGAGCUCAUUAAAAAUCCAGCCUAUGUUUUACGCCUUGGCGAGGCACUACAAGUACUGAGAAGAACAGUGGAGCGAUAUCCUUUGGAUCAAAUUGCUUUAUCGUUUAAUGGUGGGAAAGACUGUACGGUCCUGCUCCAUUUGUUUCGGCUAGUAGUUGAUGAAAUGUUCGGUCCAGAAGUGGAGAUUCAGGGUUUUCACAUUGUUUGCGAUGAUCACUUCCCAGAAACUACUCAAUUCAUCAUAGAUGCCGCAAGAAAUUACAAUAUGGUUAUGAGUGAAUAUCCUGGUCCUCUUAAAGCAGGACUGAAGUUGAUGAAGAAAGAACAACCAAAUGUGGUCGCUGUAUUGUUGGGCAGCAGAGCAAGCGAUCCUCGUGGGAAUCGUAUGAGGCUAGUUCUCUUCUUUUAUCUGUCGCAUAUUGAGUGGACUGAUGAGGACUGGCCAAAAAUCCUGCGUGUCUGUCCAGUAUUACUGUGGUCCUACCACGAUGUGUGGUCAUUGCUGCGAGGUUUAUGUGUGCCGUACUGUUCGUUAUAUGAUAUGGGAUAUACUUCAUUAGGUGGACGAACCACCACUGUAAAAAAUCCAUUGUUGAAAAUUGUUGAAAAGGAUGGUGUGGAGAGGUGA